UAAACCUUACAUUUCCAAAUAAUCUUUUUCUUUUGGAAACAAUUUCCAAAUAAUCUUUGCAUCUCAAUAUCUACAUCAUAAUUUUGAAACUCAUCAAUCAAUCAAUCAAUAAAAGUUUUUGAAUCCUCAUUUUGAUUGGGGAAAUGGAAUUCUUCCAAAGGGCUAAAGUGGUGCGUUUGAGAAGCCAUCAUGACAAAUAUUUGUUAGCAGAUGAUGAUCAAGAAGGUGUUUACCAAGAUCGUCUUGGCUGCUACAACAAUGCUAAAUGGACGGUGGAGAUUGUAGAUCAAGUAAACUUGAUAAGAUUGAAAAGUUGUUAUGGAAAAUACUUAACCGCCUCUAAUAUGCCAUGCUUUUUUCGCGCAACGGGAAAGAAAGUGUUGCAAACACUUCCCACAAGAUUGAAUUCUUCUUUAGAAUGGGAACCUAUACGAGAUGGUAAUCAUGUUAGACUUAGGACUCGUUAUGGCCAAUUUUUACGUGCCAAUGGAGGGUUACCUCCUUGGAGAAACUCCAUCACACAUGACAUCCCACAUCGUACUAAAACUAUUAAUUGGGUUUUAUGGGAGGUGGAUCUUGUCGAGCUUCGCCCACAACAACCUAAGCAAAUAGAAGGCCCCACACCUAGUGGUGUAACUCAAUGUCACGACUCUCCGUCACAUCCAUCUCAUUCUCCUUCUCCUCCUCGAUCUCAUUCUCCUUCUCCUCCUCAUUCAGAUGAUGAUGAAGAUGAUUCGUUAGCUAUAACUGAUCUAAGUUUUUCCAUACCAAAUCAGGGCGGAGAUUUAGAAGAUAAUAGUGGAUCACCGGUGAAAGAAGGGAGAAUAAUAUUUUAUAAUGUGGGUGAUGAAAAUGGGGAUGUUUAUGAAGAAAGUGAAGAAAAAUUCUUUACAUUCAAAGGAAGUUGCGUAGAUGAAUUAAAUGAGAAGUUAAAGGAAGAAACAGGACUUGAUGAUAUUGUUGUAUGUUGCCGUAACCCAUUCACUGCAAAAUUAUAUCCUCUUCGUUUACAAUUACCUCCAAAUAAUGUUGAUUUGCACGUUGUUGUCGUUCCUUCCUCAUUUCAAGAAUAAACAAAAGAAGAUGGUGGCAAUUCACAAGCUCGUUGGUGGAAAGCUUGAAAUGCACCAUGCAAAUAAAUAUUAAGGAAAGGAAUUUGGAUUUGACAUGAUGGUUGUUAUGGCCCAGCCCAAGUUUCAUUAAAUAUUAAAUAUUUUUAUAUGAUAAGUUACUUAUUUUUAGAAGGAUGUAGAUAAAUUCAUUAGAGUAAAUUAUUGUUUAGUUUGUUAGAAUAUUAUUUAUCCUAUGUUAGAAUAUGUUUUUUUUCUAUGUUAUAAAUAAAGUUAGUAAUUGUAAUCAUUAUCAA
Molecule: messenger RNA, 1366 nt
Organism: Cicer arietinum (chickpea)
Lineage: Eukaryota; Viridiplantae; Streptophyta; Magnoliopsida; Fabales; Fabaceae
Source: RefSeq, a predicted model, not a curated record